AUGGAGGAAGCAGUAUUCCCAGUGCUGUAUCGGGCUAAGCUCUUGCUGCGAGAGGUCAUAUUCUGGGACCUUCAACAACCGGAACCUUCGAUUCGCCUUGACGGAGGCCCGCCCCACCGACCCCUAUUCACUGAUGAGAUCGACCAAGAUGCUCACUGUCGUUUACUCUAUAAUUGCUUGGCACAGUUCCUACAGGCGUUUGAGAGUGCCACGGUCAAGAAGGGCCCACAGGAUCCGAAGAGCUGGUCCGCGGUGUUUAUUGCACUUUGCAUCUUCAGUGUUGUGCGAACAAUCUUGGUGGACAUUGCUUCUUAUCUGCCGAGACGCCUAUCAUCGCACACUCCUCCAACCUGGAGGGGUACAGGCGGUGUGCACGCCAUGAACAGCGUCUACAAGCUUCUUGUCACGCUCUUUGCAAAUUCCGGGCCCAUGUUACUUGAUGAACAGACCGUGGAUCUUGAUGAACGAGACAGGGCAAUCAUGGACUCCCUGUACAUGGUUAUGCGAAAGGACAUCUGGGCUCAGCAAGGUUAUGUUUCUUCCAAGGAUUUCUUGAUACAUCUUGGAGAUGGCAACAUGGAAGGCGCUGCCACGUUCAACGGGUUCCUCAGGCAAAGAGUUCCAGCACGUACCAGUACGUUCGUUCUCCCGCCCAUCGCCAAACCUGGCGAAGAACCCAGACGUCCUAUGCACGACCCCCGAGCUCUGGGCGAUCCGUGGAUCCCGAACCCUGCCCCGCUAUCAGAUCGAGACCCUUUUGCCGCUACGAUCGGUCCGGAUUACCUCACUUCGCCCCAAGGUAUAGAUCCCUUAGGUCGCAGGCAUACAGUUGGAGAGAGUCCAACGUUUCCCCGAGGCCCCUUGAGGCCCUUGGAAUCGCCGCUGUCGGGCGGUAGAGGGCGGCCUACCUAUCAGCGGCCUCCGUUGCGUCGAGUCUACUGCAUAAAGUGCAACGAGUACCCUGAAGGGUUCAGGGGCGAACACGAACUCCGUAGGCAUACCGAUGCUAAACACGCUUCACUGGUGAGGCGCUGGGUAUGCACUGAGCCAGACACUUACAGCCCAACGUUGCCGCAGCCUGUCAUACCACUUGCAAAAUGCAAAGCGUGUGUGACGCAGAAACGAUACGGGGCCUACUACAAUGCGGCGGCACAUCUCCGGAGAGCACACUUCAACCCGCACAGAGGUGGGAAGGCCAGUGGAGACUGGCCGCCCAUGACUAUUCUCAAGGACUGGAUGAGAGAGGUGCGGCAGUCUGUUGAUAUUCAAGACCAGGACGACUCUAGUGGAGGGGAAGAGGCCGAUUACAAACAGCCGCUUGAGUACUUCACUCAAGCGCCACCUCCACCGCCGCCUGCUCGAUCUCCUACGUUCGGCCCAACGAUGCUAGCGGCAGCACCGUCGGCCGUCCCCUUGAUGAUAGCUCCCGCUGAAUCAAUGGUGUCUUCUCAGAUGAGCAGCCCUUCAAGCAAGACUCUUGAUAAUCGGACUCGGUGCCCUCACCCAGAUUGCGGCCGCGUCUUUAAGGAUCUCGCAGCACACAUGCUUACGCAUCAAGAAGAACGUCCAGAAAAGUGCCCGAUAGAGACUUGCGAGUAUCAUACGAAAGGAUUCGCGCGCAAGUAUGACAAGAAUCGACAUGCGCUGACGCACUACAAAGGGACGAUGGUUUGUCCGUUCUGCCCAGGGGUGGGCACUGCGUACGAGAAGGCGUUCAAUCGUGCGGACGUGUUCAAGCGACAUCUCACUUCGGUACACAACGUUGAACAGACGCCUCCCAACAGUCGGAAGCUCAUCAUCAGCGGAUCCGGCAAUGUCCGAGGAGACGGUGCCAAGUGCUCAAUCUGUCAGAGUUAUUUCGGAACAGCUCAAGAGUUUUACGAACAUCUUGACGAUUGUGUUCUUAACGUUAUCGUCCCGACAUCGGCCAAGACGCCUAGGGACUCGUCGGUGUUGCCCUCAGUAUCAGGUGUGGAAGAAAGGGAGCGAUUAGGCGACAAUGAUACCAUCAACGUACAGACCGGGUCACCCAUAGGCGAGAAGAUGGAUACCAACCCAUAA
Colletotrichum fioriniae is the source of this 2061-nucleotide messenger RNA. RefSeq lists its product as uncharacterized. Lineage: Eukaryota; Fungi; Ascomycota; Sordariomycetes; Glomerellales; Glomerellaceae. The record is from RefSeq and is a predicted model, not a curated record.